CUAACACAGGCGGGCUAAGCGGUGUUUGUGUUGUGAAAACGCUUCGGUUUUGGACUUACAAGUGCAGCUUGCUUACUCACUCAUUCACAGUUACAUUCAGCAACCCACCAUCAGGGAAAGGGAUCAAGAUUUUACAGAGUUUGGCUCCAGGUGCGUUAACGCGGCGCGGACCUGUUGACUCUUUAGCUGCAGAUCCUCAAACUUUUGAAGAAACUCGCACUAACUUUUCUAACUCGCGAGGCAAUGCAGAGGGGGGAGAUGUGGGGAAAGCAGGGUGAUGUGACCCUGUGUAAACUCCAAUGACCACCUCUCUCUUUCCCAAAACACACGUGUAACAGCAGCAGCGCGUCCAUGUCCAGGCUGGAGCCAGCAUGACUCUGUCCGGCGGUUUGUCGGAUACUUGUCAGCUCGUUUCACGCGACCGCAUGGAGCCCGAGCUGUGGAAAUAACUGAGCUUCACUCAUGCUUUCUCAGGAUUAAUCGCUGCAACGCGUUGGGAAGCAAACACAAGCCGCCGCGCACACUUUGGGAGAGAGAGGGAGCUACGAUGCGGGGCACUUUGGGCGCUUUCAUUCAGUCCUGUGUGAUCCUCCUGGUCCGAGCAGACCAGUGGAGGUUAAAGGACUCCGCCAGCUGCGAGCUUAACAAGAAACAAACUGACCUAAACUCCUUCUUGUGGACCAUUAAACGGGACCCUCCUUCAUAUUUCUACGGUACAAUCCAUGUCCCCUACACGCGGGUUUGGGACUUCAUCCCUGAAAACUCCAAGCAGGCCUUUCAGGAGAGCAAUAUUGUUUACUUUGAGCUGGACCUGACGGACCCGUACACCAUCUCAGCCCUUACAAGCUGUCAGCUGCUUCCGCAGGGCGAGAACCUGCAGGACGUCCUACCCAGGGAUAUAUAUCGCAGACUCAAAAGACACCUGGAAUAUGUAAAGCUCAUGAUGCCUUCCUGGAUGACCCCAGAUCAGAGAGGUAAAGGACUCUAUGCAGACUACCUCUUCAAUGCCAUCGCUGGAAACUGGGAAAGAAAACGACCUGUUUGGGUGAUGCUGAUGGUGAAUUCGUUAACAGAAGCUGAUAUAAAGACACGAGGGGUUCCAGUGCUGGACUUGUACCUGGCACAGGAGGCAGAGAGGAUGAGGAAGAGGACAGGGGCCGUCGAGAAGGUGGAGGAACAGUGCCAUCCACUCAACGGGCUCAACUUCUCCCAAGUGAUCUUUGCCCUGAACCAGACGUUACUUCAGCAGGAGUCUCUGAGGGCAGGUAGCCUGCAGGUCCCAUACACCACCGAAGACCUCAUCAGGCACUACAACUGUGGAGAUCUCAACUCAAUCAUCUUUAAUCACGACACCUCACAGGUCCCUAAUUUCAACAACGUGACACUGCCACCCAGUGAGCAGGUCACUGCCCAGGAAAUAGACAGCUACUUUCGACAGGAACUCAUCUACAAGAGGAAUGAGAGGAUGGGGAAGAGAGUGAAGGCACUGAUGGAGGAACACCCCGACAAGAGCUUCUUCUUUGCUUUUGGAGCAGGCCACUUUCUUGGCAACAAUACGGUCAUUGAUGUGCUCCGUCGCGAGGGAUACGAGGUGGAGCACACCCCCGCUGGGCAGCCCAUAAACAGAAGAUCUUCAUCCAGAUCCUCAUCAGACUCAGAAGGCCACCCUGCUGAGCUGCCUCUCCUGGAGCCAUUCCUCCAUGAGCUCCCCCACAAAGAGGAGGAUCAGGGGCGUCCCCUGGAGGACGAUCUGUUACCCCACAUGCUUCUGCCAGUAGACAGCCUGGAGAUGCUGGAGAAGGCAGAGAGGAGGAUGCUGAAGAAAAAGAGGAGAAACAAGCAGAAGAAGCAGCGGCACCGGCAUUUUAACGACCUCUGGGUUCGAAUCGAGGAGAGCUCUAUGGUCCAGUCGCCACCUCCCCCGCUGGUUCGCAUCAUAAACGGUUACAUCACAGUGCAGCCACCUGACAGAGUCCACAGCCACCAUAGCCACCAUCACACAUCUUCAGCACAGACCACCUCCUCCUCACUAUCUCUACUCAUCUUCCUCUGCACAGUGCUCACACUGCAGAUGUGGACUAUUUUCCUCUAAUAGAGCACAUGUUUGGACUCUUUAAAAACAUGCAGCUUUGUAGAGGAGAAACUCUUCUAUAUGGUGGUUUCAGCUCAUGCACUCUUGAGGUUGGAUUCUGCAUGACAAACUAGAAGAGGACUUAAACAAUGAAGAUUCUCAAAGCCUGUGCUGGAGCAAAAAGCAUGGAGAAAUGAUGUGAAAUCAGUUUUAGCUGUGAGGUACAUUUCAUUGAUGUUAGAUUACAUAAAGUUUGUGUUACUGAAACUGGUUGGAAAAAUAAGUCAAUAGAGCACAUGUUUUACAAACUGAGGCUUCAAUGGAAAUGUAAAGACGUCAUACUAUUUCAUUUUUGUGCACAAGCAGCAGAUGAGAGUGCACUGAUAGCAGACAGGAGAACAAAUUGACAGUUCACUCAUAUCCCUCAUUAACAAACGUGUUAACAUAACUCAGCAUUCAUUACCUCUGAGGUAAAACAUUGAAGUGAUUUUUUUAGCAGAAAAGAGAAAUGUUAAAACUAUCGCUCAAACAAAUACCUUCAAUAAGUACAGCUCAAACCAUUUGUCUUCUGUGUGUGUGUUGUGUAUGUGUGGGAUUGAAUGUGUGAGUGAGAGAGAAACAAAGUCUAUCAGCUCUUAAACCCACAGGCUGUGCAAACAGGACUUUAAUUCUUCCUUUGCUGAAGAACAUUGCAGAAAAGCCUACAGUGGGGUAAAUUGUACAUAUUGUUUCUAAAUAUUAUAGAUGUAUUUUAGAAUUAUAAAAAAAUGAAAUUAUCAAAAGUGUUUUUGCUGUUUAUAUAUAUAUAUAAAUAGAUAUGCAGUAUAUUUUUGAACAGAAGAAUUCAGGAACUAACCACCAUAGCCCACAUGUCAUAUGUCUCACUCAAAAGAAAGGGACAUGCGAUUGUAUUGUACUUUAUAUCAGUGUUAUCACUUUGCUUUACUGUAUGUGUCUGCUGUGAGAAUUCAUCUUCAGUGUUUUUACAUAGAGAUUUGUUGUUUUAUUUAUUUAACUUCUAUAGUUUUGCUGUAGACCAUAUGAAACAUUCCCUCUGUAUUUUUAAAUGUUUCUUUGCUGUCACUAUAAUGUCCAACUGAGUUAUUGUCUUUUGAGCUCAAGUAUAAUGUCCAGGCAUAUGAUUGUAAUAAUAUUAAUAUUAAUAAUACAGAUAAAAAUUCAGUUUUUAACCACAAAAGAUUGUCUGCACAGACAGACGACAUACAGCAUAGGGCUAAAGGACUCAAAUGUUUCCCUUAUGGUAUGAAAAACUGUUAUAGUGUUAC
Messenger RNA from Cheilinus undulatus (humphead wrasse), 3357 nucleotides. RefSeq names its product TraB domain containing 2A (gene trabd2a). Gene Ontology annotation, cellular component: membrane. NCBI's taxonomy places the organism in Eukaryota, Metazoa, Chordata, Actinopteri, Labriformes, Labridae. Gene Ontology annotation, molecular function: metalloendopeptidase activity. The record is from RefSeq and is a predicted model, not a curated record. Bases 548 to 2092 code for a protein of 514 amino acids. Gene Ontology annotation, biological process: negative regulation of Wnt signaling pathway. The transcript is spliced from 7 exons.